AAGAAUGGGAAAGAAUUCCACCUGAGAAGCUUCAAAAAUGUGUCUCCUCAGUUCCCAAACGUUUACUGAGUGUUGUUAAAAGGAAAGGCCAUGUAACACAGUGGUGAACAUGCCCUUUCCCAACUACUUUGGCACGUGUUGCAGCCAUGAAAUUCUAAAUUAAUUAUUAUUUGCAAAAAAAAAAAAAAAAAGUUUAUGAGUUUGAACAUCAAAUAUCUUGUCUUUAUAGUGCAUUCAAUUGAAUAUGGGUUGAAAAGGAUUUGCAAAUCAUUGUAUUCCGUUUAUAUUUACAUCUAACCCAAUUUCCCAACUCAUAUGGAAACGGAGUUUGUAUAUUGAAAACCUAAAAUCCAACUUGCAUGUCACGAAAUGUUGCUUUUUUUUUUUUUUUUUUAAAGAGGGCAUUUUUUAUGGACAACAUUGGUUUAUUUUUAUUUUUUUUAGUCUCGGUUAUGGCACAGUUUAAGCACUGGUAAAAGUAAUACUUUUUCACCGAUAUUGGAUAAAAUGUAAACAACACACAACUAUUAUGUAUGAGAAGUUUUCUGUGCGAAAUAUUGUUGUGUUUGACAUUUAGGGUUCCACUGUCAAUGUAUCAUGUAUGCAUGGUCAUUUUUCACAUCGCAAAGUUAUUCCCAAUGUCCACUGGUAGCCUCAGAGUUUGUCCAUCGCAUCACAUGCAUCUCCAUCUGAGGCUAAAAUGUCUUGUGAACCGAUGUAAUUCCAGUUCCAUCCAUGUCUCACCCACCUGUCCCAAUUCCCUUGUUUGAGGAGAUAAAGUAGAGCCUGUCAGUGCUCUCUCUGCGGAGGAGCGGCAGCAGGAGGAUGAGGAGGAAGUUGCCGGUUGCCAGGAGGAAGUGACAUGUGAGCACCCGGGCUCUCUGCUCUUAGAGCAGACAGAUUUGGUAACAGAACCGCAGGCUUUAGGCUGCGAGCAAGUCCAAACGCCUGAGGGACUCAAUGGAGGAAGUCCUCACAGGGAGCAAAGUCCAUCACAAGAAGUCCAAUCAGAAGAAAGUGUCCGACUGGAGAUAACAGAGGCCGUGGAGGGAAAGGGAGCCAUCUUUGCGAUUAAAUCCAAUUCAAACGUUGGUGCUGAAUUAAAGACCACAGGUGAUACUUGUACUAAGUCGGGAUCAAAAACCUACUUUGAGUUGGUCACAGCAUCAGACAUGGCGAUAAGCGAAGGAGAAGAUCAGCACGGCAUUGCAACAAGGGAAGUAAAAGGACAGAGAUCAAGAGCCUUUUCCGAAAGCUGGUCCCCAGUCACCAAAGGCUCAGAGAAAUGUUCCCCCGUGUUGCCUACAUCUGAUUUCAUCAUAACCUUACCUGAGAAAGACACCUACCAUGAACGACCUUCUGAUCCACACACUUCUGAGCAAUCAAGCCCCUAUUGUGAUACUUUGGACCUAGCAGGCGACCUUGCUCGCACCUCCCGGCAGAUUGAUGUCAUAAGACGAAAGUCAAUGCCCGCCAAUGUUCUCUGUAGCUCUUUGGCCAAUCUCACCCUUGGAGAGCAGACUUCAAACCUGUUGGGUGAUGAAAGACAGCUGCAGGACCUGGGUUACUCUGGACCCAUGCCUUCCCCUGCUGACAAGCCAAGUCCAGAAGACUCCUCCUACUCUUGUUUUCCUGCGAUAGAGGUCCAAGUGGACAAUCUUGGAGCUACUGAAGGUGAAGGUAGUCAUAGAGUGUUUAACCAUGGACUAGCCCAAAAAGCGCCUGUACGGGUGAUACUUGAAAGGGCUGUGAACACUGGAAUUAAACCGGAUCGCCUAAGAAUCCCAAAGACCACUCCAAAAGACAGACUGACCGAAUUUCGUUUGGAUGAUAUGAAAAUCCAACCAAUUCCCGAAGUAGACGUUGAAAGAGACUCCUCAAGAGAGGCCUCUCCUGUCCCGCCCGAUAGUUCCUUCAUAUUUACAUCUGUAGACACUGACAGUCAGGUUCCCUUGACUCUCAUCUCACCCAAAAGCCUGGGCAAUGCCUCCGAAGGAACACCAUUGUCUGGAGAGAAGACAAAGGUGUCAGCUGAGCCUGAUGGGAUUAAUACCCGACCAAGAGAAAAACCUGAGCAGGAAAACAAGGGCAAAAAAAUGCCAGGUGAUCACGGGACUACUGCAAGAUCAGAAACAAGAGAAAAGGAAGAGAUCCCCAAAGCCCUAAAGCCCUCAGAUGGGAAGAGUACAUUCUACUUACAGGAAGACUCUCCUAAGCCACAAUUACCCUCUCUAAGUAUAAUUAUACCUCAAACACAAGUGGAAGAGGAGGAUGAUGCUGAGAUUGCUGAAGAGCCACAAGAGAUAAAAGAUGAUGCUGGAAUAAAUCUGCUCCCCAAAGAGGAUCAGGCUGAACCCGAGAUGCUUGAAUUGGAAAACCACAGCGUUGAGACUUGCAACCCCUCUGUGUGCUCUGAUGACCCAUCACUGCCACAGCAGCAAACGGGUAACGUGAAGGGGAUGUUUGGUUCGGAUGUUGAAGAGGAGAAGAAGACAAGUAUGGAGAACAACAGAUCUAACAGAAUAAGUCAGAAGUUGGAAGUCAGCAGUCAAGCUGUUCAUGAAAAAGAAGCUGCGGACGUCUCACGCGGUAGUUGGAUUUGUUCAAAAGGUACUGAGAAUAAAUAUCUUGUGACAUAAAGUGGAACCUCUAACGUGGAACAAAAUCCGUUUGGAGAGACUGGAUGUUUUUGAUUCCAAUACAGAAGUUAAUGGAAAUAUAAAUAGUCUGAUCCAGUUGUUAUUUAAAAAGCUUUAAUACAAUUUGUUCAGGCAAUUUUCUAAACAUCCAAAUUAUUAUCUGUAUUGAAUAUCUUCGCGGGCAUAUACAGUCGUACCUCGAGAUACAAGUUUAACUUUUUUGUGACGCAGCUUGUACCUGGAAAAACUAGUAUCGCGAAACAGCAUUGCCCAUUGAAAUUAAUUGAAAUAGUUUCAUCUGUGCUUGGCCCCCCAAAACAGCACAUGCCUUUUAAAUAUUGGAUAAAACAAUAUAUAAUAAACAACUGAAGUAGUUUUAUGGAGUACAGUACAGCAUUUGCCUUGGAGAGCAGACUUCUACAGUAUCUCCUUCAAGCUGCUUAUCCGUCAAACACACUAUCAACAGCGUCUUCAUAUUUUCAUAGAUAAAUGUUCGCUGUUUAGAUACUAUUUUACCGGCCUUGGAUGGCGUUUUAUUCUUUCUGCUUCAGUAUGGUGCAGACUAUCAGUGAUACGCUCCAAUUGCUUCACCAAGUUGGCAAGACUUUCUUUAAUUCAAUGAAUGUCAUCCACUUCUUCUCAGCACUGUCCUUCACACUCAUUCGUUCCCAGGGUUGGAAAAACAUAGUUAUGUCCAUAUCUAGCUUUAAGUUACACUAGAUUUUUGUUGUGAUCGGGGUACACUGUGGCAUUUGCUACACCAACUAGUGGUGGGGAGGCUCAUAACCCAAAUUUUUGCUCGGAACCUAAAGCGUAAUAUAUAGCCGAGAGACGACUCGCACCCAAAAAAAACCUAGUAAGCUGGGGCACUCUUAUCUCGAGGUACCACUGUACAAUGUUUGAAAUGUAGUCAACCCCUGUUGAAAGUCAGUAUGAGAUGGUAGAAAUACUUUGCUUUUACGUAGUACAGAUCUACUUCAGUUUUCGUAGACCAUUUUGGAUGAAAACCAAUGCAAAAAUGUGGCAAAUUAUAAAUGACAAAAGAAAUGAAUAAAUUAACAUUCAACAUCACUUUUACUUUUAUCGAAUACUUUUUGGUAAAGACUGCCAGAGCCAGGCACACGCCACCUUCAUACCUUCCUCAAUAGUGUUUCUUACCUUUUUUUAAUCAAAGUGCUGGGACUCGCAACUAGGGAUGAUGUUUGAUAAGAAAUUAUCGAGUUCGAGCCCAUUAUCGAAUCCUCUUAUCGAACCGAUUCCUUAUUGAUUGUCUUAUCGAAUCCAGAUAGGUAAUGUUGUAUAUGGAAAAAACACAAUAUUUGGUUUAACAAAAGCUCACUUUUGUUUUAUAAGAAAAAUGUAAAAUAAAAUGAAUAAAUAUUGACUGUUACCCCCCUAAAAAAAAAAAAAUAAAUAAAAAAUAUUGACUGUUACCCAAAGUAUAUUAAGUGGGAUUUUUCAGAAAAAUAAAUAUAUACAGUAACACAAAAACAACCUGUCUCUGUGAUCACUAUAGGUGUAUAAAUAAUAAUAUAGUGUUAAAUAAAAUCAGUCCCUUGGGCACAAAACUGAAAAUAAUACAGCUCUCCAAAAAGUGCACUUCUGCUGCUAUCGGAACAUACUAACUACACACACUAUGACACUAAGAACACCACAGUCAUCAAUCAAUUCUUCUUCCAAAAAAUUAUUUCGAUGGUGGAAAUACACGACUGGCAGCCAUUUUAAGUCCUCAAAACAUCCAUUGAAACAGUGCACAAAAAUCGUUUUUCAAUAAACAUCUUAGUAUCAAAUUUAACCACUUUCCACCUUAAUAUUGAGUUACAUAAACAGGUUAAAACAGUUUACUUACAGACUUAUCUUUUCCAAGGCUCGUAAGAGCUAACACGACUUGUCUACUUCUCAAUUGUCUCAUGAACUGAACUGACGUCGCCAACCCGGAAGUGCCCAAACUAAUGACGCGUAGUAUUUUCAUAUCGCCACAAGGUGUCAGUAAGGGUCUACAAUCAAAUGGGCAUAACAUUGGAAAUGCCCUGUGGGACGGGAUUCGAAUAAAGAACCAACUCUUUUUCUUUACUAUAGUGGCCUCGAUAACAGGAACCGGUUCUCAAAAAGGGUUUCGAGUCCAUGGAAUCGGUUCUUUUCUUAUCGAACAACCGGGAGAACCGGUUUCGAACAUCAUCCCUACUUGCAACUUUCUUUGGACCCAUGGUCGCUUAUUUCGCAGUCUUACUCAAUUAAACAUAAACAGAGAGUGAGUCACCAGCAAAUGGGAUUAUUUGUUUGUGUGGAGGGAUACGCAGGCGUACGCACUAGUCUUAUUAUAUGCAAUAUUUAUAAGUCAUAACAGGAUUGUCAUCAACAUUUUUGAUGACAAUUCAAAAACUCAAAUGUAAAGAUUUAUUUUGUUGCAUUCCGAAUUGACCAACCUCAUCCAGGGUGUUCAACUUGAGAGGUUCCACUGCUCCUUGAAUAUUAACACUUGAUCAUAAUCUAGCAUUGUGGCGCAUUGGCUCCUCUUUUGACGCCUCUCUGCUUCAGAUAAUGACAAAACUAUCAUGACAAAGCAAAUCGCCGCACUUCCCCCGACCCGCAGUACCACCCGGGGUGUGCCCAGGGGGGACUCGUCCGCUAAACAGGCCCCUGGCAGAGGAAGUAAAGUAUCACGGAAAGUUCCCAACUUUCAUCCGAAAGAGGAGAUGAAGAAGAAAAAAGGUUACAAUUCAUUUGUUGUAAUGCUCUGUGUUUGUGUCAAUGACACCACGGCAGCCGCGUUGCAGUGUUGUGGUUAAUCCUGUCUCUCCUCUCUGCUAGUAGGUGUCAUGCGGAGGGCGGACCAUCAUAAGGUCUCCGCCCUCCAGAGUCGAAAAGGCGUAGCCAAAGCGGUGGCCAAACGCCCUCGGCCCGCUCCGCUUCACGCCCCUGCUAGACGCAAAGCCACAGGUGAACACUUGUCACCGGGAUUUCUGCACCAUGGAUCGAGAGAGUGCCAGUAAAUAGCAGUGGGAUUGAUUGAAAGGAGACGACAUUGUGUAGUUAAACAAUGGCUUAAAAACUGGCCAUAGGGUUAUUGAUGACUGCUCUCUAUCUAUUGGUGACUAAGCAGGUGCACUGUGGCUGGCAAACAUCAUGUGCUGCAAAUCCUUCUUUCUUCUGCUUCAUAUUUUAGCUGUUUUGCACUUAGUUUUCUGGUUCACAGUAAUGUUCCGGUUUUGCUCUUUUUUUUUUUUUUUUUUCUUCCGGCUAUUUGACUUGUUUUGCUGUUGUGUGAAGAGACUGACCACAAUGUUGACCUGGGUAUGGAUGCAGCAUUUCAUCUGAGCUGCUGAGUUUUGAACACCCUGCAUUCCCAAAUUGCUCCCCCUGUUGCCUCAUAUUGGCCAUUACAGCAAGUCUGUUGUGUCUCUGCAGGCGUUGAAAGCUCCCAGCCUUUAAGUGUCCACCAGUCCAGGGAGAGACCAACUGUAAGUGCCUGCUUUUUUUCUCUCUGUAUAUUGCAUGAAAACAUUUUUUUUUGCAUGGGUCUCUUUCAUUCUGUGUUGCAUGCCAGCCUCUGUCUUUGCAUCUGUCUCGUCAGAGAAACUCUGUAAGUAUAGAUAUCAUAUAUAUAAAAGUGGAUAUCCUUCUUCUUUAAUCUUCUUUAUAGUAGUACCUCAAUUUACGAUCUUAAUUGGUUCUGUCACGGAGCUCUUAACUUAAAACUAGGGAUGUCCGAUAAUCAUACUUGCCACCCUCCCGGAUUUUCCGGGAGACUCCCGAAAUUCAGCGCCUCUCCCGAAAACCUCCCGGGACAAAUUUUCUCCCGAAAAUCUCCCGAAAUUCAGGCGGAAGCUGGAAGCCACGCCCCCUCCAGCUCCAUGCGGACCUGAGUGACGUGUCAACAGCCUGUAUUCACGUCCGCUUUCCCACAAUAUAAACAGCGUGCCUGCCCAAACACGUUAUAACUGUAGAAUGAUCGAGGGCGAGUUCUUGGUUUUUUAUGUGGGUUUAUUGUUAGGCAGUUUCAUUAACGUCCUCCCAGCGCGGUAACAACACACAACAACAGCAGUCAUGUUUUAUUCUACCGUAAAGCAGUUUGUCUGCCGUAAACAGCAAUGUUGUUGUAAUAUAUUGAGUUGGAGGCAAUAACCAGGCGAGGUGAUGAAGUACGUCUCUUUACUGUAGACUUCAGAACAGACUCACACACUUGACGUCAGGUGCGCAACACCGCGUAAAUCGUUGGCCAACUAAAAAGUAACCCCAGUACGCUAUAGCCAACAUUCACCAGGAGAUGGCAACAGACAAACAUAGAUCACUCUUUUACAUUCCUCCCCUUUUAGAAAUGUAGAAGUUACUCAAAAUAAAUAAACAACCCAACCAAAAAAUGCAGCAGCUCAAUUAAAAAACUGUACUUAAGCCACAUUCUUUUUUCUUUUUUUUUAGUACUGAACUCUUAACCCUCAUUUGUAAACAAUAACAUGCUUAUUAUACAAAACAGUAUUUGUACAUCUUUAACACAGAUUUUUAUACCGUCUUCAGAGAUUCAGUUUUUUUGGUUGUACUCGAAACCUUUCUGGGUACCUGCGAAAGGGUGUUCAGCAUGGUUAGAAAAAUAGUGACAGAGAAUAGAACAAGGAUGGACAAUUCAACCCUUAACUCAACAAUGAGUAGAUGAGUGUUAUGUGUGUGUAUAUGUGUAAAUAA
Messenger RNA from Nerophis lumbriciformis (worm pipefish), 7319 nucleotides. NCBI's taxonomy places the organism in Eukaryota, Metazoa, Chordata, Actinopteri, Syngnathiformes, Syngnathidae. The record is from RefSeq and is a predicted model, not a curated record.